AACAGAAGGAGCUUUGGGACAACGGUGGAAAGUAGGAUUGUAAGUCUGCCUGUGUGGACACAUGAGAAAAAGAGGACAGAAGAUGGGUGGAUCAAAAAGACAUGACUUCAAGGACUGAAAUAGGAUGUGGAGCAACAAAAGAUCUGUUUCGUCUCAGCUGAUCUGCACACAAACAGGAAGAGAGGGAAGACCCAAGUCGAGGUGCCUAGAAGACACAGAACUUGCCUGAACAAGAGGCAGAAAAAAAAGCCAGGCAAAUUACUGAGAAGACGUGCUCUCACUCACUCAAGGAGGGGGAGAAACACUGAGUCAAAGCAGACAGACAGACAGGAAGAGCAAAAGGAGGAGGAGGAGGAGGAGGAGGGGGGGGUGAGGUAAAAGAAAACAUAAGAAAGCAGAGAAGCGAAAGAUUAACACUUUUGAGAGAGAAAGAGAGACAGAGUGGGGUUGAGCUGGGGAGAACGAGCUGAUGAGGGGGAGAAAAGCUGAAAACAGAGGGUGACAGAGAGCAGAUAAUGGGUGAGUGUUGAACAAGGUGAAACAGAGAGGAAGCAAGAGAAACAGAAGGUGAGGGGGACAGUGGGUUAAGUUAGCAGGAGGGGAGAGGUAUGAGGGCACAGUUCUUGAAGUCAUUCUUCUCUUUGGUGAUCAUUGUCUUCUUUCUGGGGAGCCUGCUGACCACUCUCCUCUGGUACAUGGUCGACAACAACAAUGUGGAACCUCAGAGGCCGCCUCCUCAAAAGAAAAGUGCCCCUCAGCCCACUGACCCCUGUAAAGGCUGCAGGGAGGUCAUCAACAAAGUAAUAGAGCGUUACUCUCAAACCUGGAAGAAGCAGGAGGACAAUUACCAAAAAUUCAGAUCUCAGCUGAGCAGCAGGUGCCAUGGUUUAGAGAAGGCCAUCAUUACUCAGGCCAACACUCCAGUGGGAACCAAGAUUGUGUAUGACGGGGAAAAGAGGAGGAGCCUCCAGGUGACCCAGGAGAUUUUCAGCACCUUUGCAAAGGAUCAUCCGUUCUCAAAUAAAACAUGGGACACGUGUGCUGUUGUUGGGAACGGAGGGAUCCUGACCAACAGCAGCUGUGGAAAGAUGAUUGAUUCAGCUCAGUUUGUUAUCAGGUGCAACCUACCUCCUUUGGAAAAUGGUUUUGAGAAACACGUGGGCAUCAAGACUGACCUUGUGACAGCAAACCCAAGCAUCCUCCUAGAGAAGUAUGGGGCUCUAAUGGGGCGUCGCCGGCCAUUCGUGGAGAGUCUGCGUAGCUACGGCAACUCCCUGCUGCUCCUUCCCGCCUUCUCCUAUGGCCACAACACUCCUGUGUGCCUGCGGGCUGUCUACAGCAUUGAGGACUUUGAAAGCCCCACACGGCCCAUCUUCUUCAACCCCAGCUACCUCCAGAGUCUGGCCCUCUUCUGGCGCUCGCAAGGCCUACGAGCAGUGCGGCUCAGCACUGGCAUUAUCAUGGCUAGUAUGGCGCUGGAACACUGUGCCAACGUGCAUCUGUACGGGUUCUGGCCUUUCAGUAAUCACCCACAUGGACUCCAUGCUCUGACGAACCACUACUAUGAUGACAGACAAACAAAAAAAAAAUUCCACGCCAUGCCAGCUGAGUUUGACCUCUUGUUGAGGCUGCACAGUCAGGGGGUGCUCAGGCUUCACCUGGGAGAUUGUCCAUCAGGUAAAAGGUAGUUCACAGACCCAGCGGCAGCUGACUGGACAGGAAAGUGCCUUUGUUGUAGCCCAGUUACUCAUGAGUCUUUCAUACACUUUUGAAUGAAUGGACAGAUUUGUUUUGGCUGGUGACAUGGAAGAAGUGUGUCCAAACAAGAUGGAUGCUUGAACUUACAGUAAAGUUUGAGUUGGCCUAUUAGCAGCCAGGACAUUUGCACUGAAAUCAAGAUGCAACAACCGUAAGGCUGGAGACAUUGUGUAAACAGUCUUGUAGUGCAUCUAAAAUUGUAUUUAUUACCAAAAAUGUUCCAGCUUUAGUCUGGAAGGAGUUAUUUUGAUUAAUAUGGGAAUCCUUUGCGGGGGUUGACAUGAUAGUGCCUUCUUUUGGAUCAAGAUGAAUGUAUUUUGAAGAAAAUCAAAUACCUCCUUUACAUGAAGAUUGUCUGGCUGAAUAUUUUAACAUUUAAUGACAAACAGCUGCGCACUGAAUGUAAAGAAUCUUUUGACAUUUUCGUUAAAAACGCGUCACACAUUCAACCACUUUGGAAAAAAUAUCUUGGGAACUGUCAAGAGGAGAUGUAUGGUACUCACACACAAUUGUUAGAAAAAGCUGGUGCUGGCUGAAGAAGAUAAUUUCUGCACUCUUGUUCUCACUCCACGUCACCGACACUGCUGGAUGUGAUACAGACACGAGGUAAACCUCUAAUCACAGAGUGCCUGCCGGGGUGGUGUCCCAGUCGCCUCAACUACAAGCCUCCACAGCUGCUGCACUCUGGGGGCACUGUGAGGACCCUAAAAAGUGAGGCUCAGAGCCAAGGACUAAACAGAGACACCACAGAAAGAAACAGGAAUAAUAACACUACUAAAACCAGGAGGUCCUAGCUCACAAAGGUUGCCAUGGUGAGCCUGUGUUACAAUGUGCUACCCCUCGUCACCAUAGUGACCAGACGUGGAUAUGUGCUGUCACAAAGUGGCAACAGUCACAUUUUGGUACAAUGUUAGUGUGGAAGUGAAUAUUUAAGUUGAUGUUUAUGCUAAAUCAAUGAGUGACUCCAAUGUAAGGUGAUAUGAUGAUUGUAAAUUGUGCACUUUGGAUGAGAAUUGUAAAAUUUGGGUAAAAGUAGCAUUUGCGUCAAAACUUGUGCAAGUAUUGCCUUUCAUGUUGAUACUUAUAAAGUCUUAACAGUGAUUAUUGUCAUCCAGAAAAAUAAUGUACAAGCUGUAGAUGACCAAACUUGAGAACUCUUAUGAGCCAGUUUUAGAAUCUUGUGUUGUUGUAUUUUUUAACAGUGUGAGGCAAGAGGGAAAAUGAAGAUAAAGUGAAUCAGUGAAUAAAUAUUUAUCACAAAAAGGUUA
This is a messenger RNA of Epinephelus fuscoguttatus (brown-marbled grouper), 3026 nucleotides long. Its product is annotated as alpha-2,8-sialyltransferase 8F-like. Bases 609 to 1688 code for a protein of 359 amino acids. Gene Ontology annotation, biological process: N-glycan processing; oligosaccharide metabolic process. NCBI's taxonomy places the organism in Eukaryota, Metazoa, Chordata, Actinopteri, Perciformes, Serranidae. The transcript has 7 exons. The record is from RefSeq and is a predicted model, not a curated record. Gene Ontology annotation, molecular function: alpha-N-acetylneuraminate alpha-2,8-sialyltransferase activity.